This is a messenger RNA of Centruroides sculpturatus (bark scorpion), 3938 nucleotides long. RefSeq lists its product as uncharacterized. Lineage: Eukaryota; Metazoa; Arthropoda; Arachnida; Scorpiones; Buthidae. The record is from RefSeq and is a predicted model, not a curated record. Bases 577 to 3543 code for a protein of 988 amino acids. The transcript has 5 exons.
AAGUUCUGGGAGGUCUGAAGCACCCUACAGUGAAAGGUGAGUUAAUAAAAUGCACAAAUCCAGUUAUUAACCAAUCACUAUCAAAUCACCUCCCAAAGCAAAACGUUUGUUUGACACUAUUUACUUUUACCUCCAGGUAACCAAUGAGGCUUCUCUUAGUGGAUUCGCUGAUUUGAAUCUGAAGGCACGAUCCGUAAUGACAAUUUUUCUACCUGACUGCCUUCCCGGUUUCACCAGAAUCUAAGCAGUAGUGCAUUCGCCCACAUAAUUACCGGAAAGUCUAGCCAGACAGAUACGUACUUUGCCUCUAGUUCCGAGCUUAUAAGUUAGCUGUAUUAUAUAACCUAUUCUUGAUAUCGUCUAUAGUAAAUUGGAUAUUUUACUAUAUAUCCUCUUCGACAGUCUCGUUAUUGCAAGAUAAAUGGAUGGAUGAUAGAUAGGAGGAGUAAUAAAUACAUCUUCCUGUUUGUGCUCUUCGUUUCGGAAGAAUUAAUGAUAAGAUAGAACUUCGAGUAGAUAUGAUGCUCUGGUUGAAAAAGUGUUCGACGGAGUUAUACUCGUGCCAAAGUUGAUCAAAUGGGUAAUUCGAGUUCUCAUUCCGUACAGUUGGCACAAACUAGAUUAUCUCUGUGCACAGAAGAAACAAAGAAUAAAAGAUAUGCUAGUCCAGAAAACAAAGUUCUUCCACCGCCCAUAUCAGGACAACGGUUAAGGAGCACCGAUAACGGUUCGAUAUUACAUAAUGGAGGCACAAUCAGCGGAAGAAAGAAUAAACUUAAUAUUUCAGAAACAGAUUUAGUCAAAGCAACUAGCAGAAAAUGUGACUCAAAACCAAUUUAUGGGCAUCGAAAAUCACAUAGUGAUCCGGAUAUCAUUCGAAGAAUGAUGGCUUCUUCCGAUAUGGGAGAUCAGGAAAUUGAUAAUCAUAACAAUAGGAAAAGUAUCAUAGCCAUUAGUCCGAGUAAAGCCAAGAUUAAAUCAAGAAAGAAAAUUCGUGCUCCUGAACCUCCGUUAUCUAGUUCUUUACCUAGAGACUUGAAUAGAUUUUCAUUAAAAAAUGACGCUUAUAACGGUAUUUAUGAAAGAAAGAAUAGCGAUUGUUAUCUUCCUUCCAUUCCUCCUCCACCUCCGCCUCCCGAUUACAAUAAUAAAGACGACGAAAAGACAAAAAAUAUUUCAAACUACGAAAAGAAUAGACGUUCUUUAGAUAAGUGGAGAUUAAGCAAAAACGCUAGAGACGAAAAACUAAUUAAUAAAUCUUUCGAUAAAAUGGAUGAAAAUUCUAAAAUGUCUGAAGAGGAUCGAAGUUCUUUAGUUUUAAAAGAAAACGAAGAACGCCCUUGGGAAAAUUUAAAAAAGUAUUAUUUUGCUGAUGUAGAAUGUCUUAAACCGAAUGUAGAAAGGAAAGAACAGACAGAUUCAAAAUCGAAAUCGUAUGUCAGUAGAUCAGAUUCUCCAAGACAUACUAAAGCUAUAGUUUCUAAUACAUACUUAGCUUCUGAUCAAUUAUCUCCCAUAACCAAAGUCGUAAAAUAUACGAAAAAAGAUUUACAACCGUCGUUAUCUGCGGAGAAAUGUAAAACUAAACAAAAAUUAAAUGAUAAACAAAGGUUUUAUAAAUAUAGUAAUGAAGAACCAGAAGAGAGAUUGGAAUCAUCAUCAGCUCUAAGUUGGUCAGAAGAAGAAGACAUAGAUAUCGAUCUUCAACUAAAACCAACCUUACCUAAAAGACUUUCGGAUGUAUCUAGAUUCUCUCCAACAGAAGUAUGGAAGUCCAUUAUUAUAGACCCAAAAUCUAAUAUGGUAUUAGAUCCAAGUAGUGAUGAAGGAGAGAUACUUGAAGAUAAAAUCCAAAGAAUAAGUAAACCAAUUGCACCCAAACGUCAAAUAUCUGAUAGAUGCGAAGAUUCUGGAAUAUCUCCCGAUGAUGAUAGUCCCUUAUUGCAUCGUGAAAGAUCAAGUGGAAAGUUAGAAUGGAGCUUUCCUAUUGAAGAAAAUAUGAAUUCUGCUUGGGUUCCUCAGCAUGAUCUGUUAGAUGAUUCUGAAGGAGAAGAUGCUCCCUGCAAGAAAAGACUGCCACAGAUUAUAAACAUGCAACCUAAAUUCACUUUACCAAACAACAUGUUUACAGGGCAGAAAUAUAAGGAUCAGGAGAGUAGUAGUAGAGAAAGUGAUAAAGUUAGGCAUAGAAAGAAAAAAGAAAACAAAUCUGAUCACUUUAAUAGUUUAAGAAAUUUUAAGAAAGUUCUAGGAUUUCGAGCAAAAUCUUCUGGGAAUCAAAAUGGAUUGGAUGCCAACUGGUCACUCAGUAGAAGUUUACCUGAUUUUGUAAAUGGUUUACAGAUUGCCGACAACAGCAAAGAUUCUCCAAAAAGUCAACGAUCUAUGAAAGAAGAAAAAAUUUGGAGGAACAACUCGACUUCUUUUGUUGCCAAACAGGACCAGAAACAGGAUGAUAAUAGUAGAGAAAAUAUGUUAGACUAUUCUAGAAGAGGGCAUGUUAUGUACCUCCCCGAAUACGAAACUACAGACGUUAAAAGUAAAGAUCAAGAUAAAAAAUCGCUUAACGACAAGCAAAAAUUUGCUUAUAAGAGUACAAUUAGAAAAGUUGAAAGGAAAAUGUUGGAACAGAAAUUAUCUAAAGAGAUAUUAGAAAAAGAAAUGAUGCGAGAGAAAGAAAAAGAAUGGAUGAAGAAAGUCGAAGAAGAAUUUAAAAAACAACGAGAAAGAGAUAAACAGAAAAAGAUAUUAUCCAGUGAAUUCAGAGAAGAUAAACAUUGCCAAAAUAAUCAUAACAGAUGGAAGCACCAAACUGGAAUGGGUAAAUGGCUUCGUCGGAGUACGCAGAGGAUAGAAGUAAGGCCAGAACCCGAAGGAGGACGAUCUUCAGGUGAAGAAAGUAGACAUACAGAGUUAAAUUUUCAUUCAGAACGCCAACAUUCCAAUAUAGAACCAAACAACGAUAGGUUUAUAGAUACUGAUGAUUUAGUAAAAGAGCAAUAUGGAAUUCAUACAGAAAUUCGAAGAACAGGCAGUGGUAGAACUUUUCAAUCCCAUUCGUAUUACAUGAUAGAAAGCCACGAAGAACUGUACGAAGACAUAAAGGAUGCCAAAAUGCAAACAUUAGAUUCAAUAAAAAAUAAAUCUAGACUAAAUUUAUCAUCACAACCAAAUAUGAAUGUGAGGAAAAAAAUUAAAAAGUUUGAGGUCCAUUCUAGAAAAAAGAAAUCUUCUCUAGAUGAUUCUGAAAGUUCAAGCGAAGAAGAACAAAUUGUGUGCGAUAAUAGAAAAAGGAACGAAAGAUGGGACGAUUCGGAAACCUUAGAACAUACAACAGAUUCUCCUAUAGGGUUUUGUCGUAAUCAUCCGUUAAGAAACAAUGCUAGAAUUAAAAAUCAAGGAAGUGGGACGAACAGAAACAAUAAAAUUUCAAUGGGAGAUCGGAGUUUUGUUUCGAAUAAUCAUUGCCCUCCCGAAAUAAGUGGAUACAAUAAGAAAAGAGAUAGAUACUGCCAAAGAAACGAAGUUUAUCAGUUGAUAUGAUAUAACAUCUGCAAAUCAACUUUGAAUAUAGUCAAGUUAUUAAAAGAAUACAAGUUGCCAUUUUACUGUUUAUUUAAUGGAGAAUAUUGUUAUAUUGCUCAAUAUUUUUCGAUUACUUGUAAUUUAUCUCAGGUAUUAAUAUAUGUAAUUCUAGAAUAAUAUAUAGGCCUACAUGGAAGGUAUUUGGAUUCAGCACUAAUGUUUUACUAAACUUAAUAUUUUAAUUUGGAACAAUCGACAUCAUUAUACAAAACUUCUGUACAGUAUUACGUCAAGAAAAUGUACACCUAAUUGUUAAAUAUAUAUUUUUUUUUUCAUAGACAAAAUUGGCCAAUUAUUUAGGUUCCUAAACGUGUAAUAUGUUGGUUAAAUGUAGUUUUAUUUUUAUAAAACAA